UGGGACUGCAGGGAAAGUAACAAUAUGAACACUGACAGGAUUUUGGGAGAAGCUCUCAUCUGCAAUAUUAUAUACCUCUGUAGCUGGGAUCGAAGCAGUGAAGAGUGGUUAGUGGCUUGGGAGCCAAAGGCAACGAUCGCAUAGCACACAUCUCGGAGUUUGUGUUCUAAUUAACCGCACCGCAGUGUAAUUUUGAAUUAUUGUACUAUGUGCUCUAAUUACCCGCGACGCUGUGAAAUGUUGAACAACUUUAUUGUGUGCGCGCGCAAAACUUUGUGUGUGCGUCUCUCUUCGACGCGCUCACGGGCAGUUGCUGGCGCCCUGGAUGCAGAGUUUGGCGGGUAAAGAGAGAGGAAGUGGCGGGAAAUGACGGGCGAGACGUCAUGGACGGAAUGUGCCACACAGGUAAUGGAGGAGAAGGAGGAGGUGUGGUUCACUGUGCAAGCCAUCGUGAGCGAGAUACGAGACAGGAACAUGAAACCAAGCAUGCACCAUAUGCCAAUCAGCGAGGCCUGUCGUAGUCUGAGGUCCUGCCUCCGACAUCACGCUAAGAAAGAAAACGGAAGAUUUGUGAGAAGAAACAGCGACACUCUCAUCCAGUAUGCCCUCAGAAAGGGCGUAGAACGUAAGAAGAGAUCUGUCCAGACGGCCAGAAGGUCUGCAAAGCUCCAUCGACCUCCUGACUCCGCCCCCCAGAGCAUAGUGGGCGUGGCUUCCUCUGGGGGCUCAGUGGGCGGGGCUGUUGUUGUUCAGGUUGACAGCCCAGAUGAAUUCUUGGCUAAGACUAACAGACCAAGGCAGAUGUCCAGAGACUCAGCCACGGGGUCCUCUGCUGGGUUCCUGCUCCCGUCUCCCACCAGCUCCCUCCUCGGGCCGCGACGAACCCUCAGUCUCCUGACGGCUGGCGAGACCAGCAGCAGUCGACCUGUCAGGAAGACGAGGGGUCGGGCUCCUCGAGAGAGGGCCAGAGACAGAGCGCUCGUCAAGAUAGAGGAAACAGCCUCCAGCGACAUCGGGUUCCCUCCGCGAUCUCUCCCUGAACCUGAGGAGCUGAGUCCACUCCUCGCCAGAGACGGAUGGUCUGUGGCUUUUCUCAAGUCUCAUUACCAGCAGUCAGUGGGCGGGGCCAAGUGUGGCCACACCCCCAACCCUCCUCCCUCUCAUGUUCAAGGUGAUCGUGCUGUAAGUCGUGUCCUGUGUGAGGUGAACCCUGAUCUCCCCGUGACCUCCGACCUCAGCAGCAGCUGCGAUGACAGCGAGACCGAUACCUGCAGCGAGACUGAGACCACACCCACUGAAACCAUGGAAAUCACAUAUCUUCCCCUCCCAAGGUGCUAAUCGACCCCAACUCCCCCCACACCUCCCCUCCCUCUCCUCAUCCUCACCACAUAAGCAAGCCCCACCCCACUCUGUUGCCAUGGCAGCUAAGAGGUCGGAGGUCAGCCGGCAGCUGGCAUUCCUUCUCUCUACCUCGUCACCUCUGGUUGGAGAAAACCUCAAGGUUCUGCUGGGUCAAAGAUCAUUUGAAACUCUCUCCCAGUCUCAGAGACAGUGUCUGAAGCAGCUGCUCCCCUCUGUAGACAGGGACACCACUGACAGGUUGCAGCCGGUUGCCCUUAACAACUCGUUCUUCGGCAGUGCCUGUCGAGAGUGGCAGGACCAACUGGCACUUGGUCUCCAUGGCAACAGCACUGGUGGUCGUCGUGGCGACAAGAAACCUCGCAACUGUGGCGACUGGAAGGACAAGUACUUUGAGUCAGAGUGGGGUCAAAGGCAAUGUAAGGUGGAGAAAAGUGACGCCAUUUUCUUUCCUCGUGACCACGAUCCUCCACUCUCUCACACCCUCUCCUCCAUCCUCAGUGGUUUCAACUCUCGCCGUGCUGCCCUCUCCCCUCCUCCUGCCCCUCCUCCUUCUCGACCACAACAAAAACCUGUGUCAAAACCAUCGACGAGCAAGUCUGUUUGCUCUGUGAGACAGCGCUCUCCUCACACCCGCCACGCCUCAUCUGCCGUCAGAUCUAAGAGAGAUUCUCACAAUCCACGAAACAACUUCAGAAUUCUCUCUCCGUCGUCAAGGAAACCUGUCACUAGUCGGAACCACCUGGUGCUCUCUAAUAAGAACAGGAUCUCCUCGCGUUCCUCGUUUCUCAGUCCACUCCCUCACAAGAUGUCGUACACAGCUCUAAUUGAUGCACUCCACAAGGCAUCUCGCAAUAACAACACCAGUUGGGCUCUACAUCUCUAUGCCAACCCUGCAAACUCUGAUGUCUCUCCUCUCCACGUGCAACACACAAACUCCGUCUUCCACGAUCAUUUCUCAACUCUUGCCUCUCCCUCCGUCCCCUCUGCCUUCCUCUCCUCCUACCCCCUCGUCGUCUCUCUCCCUCUCUCUCUCCACACCAACCUCCUCCGGCAGCGAGUCGUACUCUCCGAUCACAACUACACACCUUUGACCUCUGACUCCCAGCCUGCUUCUCUUCCUCUCUCUCUCCCUCGGUCCCUUCUCCCCUCUCCCCCUCCUCACACCCUCUCCUCGUGCUCCUCACGUAAACUGGCUCUCUGCUCUACCUGCAACUCUCUCUAUCAUCUCAACUGUUCCCAUGGAAACCUCUGCCCAAGCUGCACCAGACCGUUGUCAUGACAACAAUGUAUAUAUUGAAAUGUGUGUAUAUAUGUACCAAACGAGAUUUAUGAUUUCCUCUUCAGCAAAGGAUCUUCACAUGCAGCGAUAUCAUUGCAACAAAUCCUUGCCACCAUUUUAAUUGUCGCC
Geodia barretti is the source of this 2770-nucleotide messenger RNA. The record is from the annotation of a GenBank genome assembly. Lineage: Eukaryota; Metazoa; Porifera; Demospongiae; Tetractinellida; Geodiidae.